This is a messenger RNA of Toxoplasma gondii ME49, 1178 nucleotides long. RefSeq lists its product as hypothetical. Gene Ontology annotation, cellular component: axonemal microtubule. Lineage: Eukaryota; Apicomplexa; Conoidasida; Eucoccidiorida; Sarcocystidae. Gene Ontology annotation, biological process: axoneme assembly. Bases 534 to 1028 code for a protein of 164 amino acids. The record is from RefSeq and is a predicted model, not a curated record. The transcript has 2 exons.
UUGUGCUCAUCCAGCGCGCUGGAUGCAGUGCUCACCGAUACGCCAAUGCAGGAGAACUGCUGUCUAGCCGAGUCUAGCUCGCUGAAAUGACUUUCUGAGCUGUUCGUUCUGAGCAGGAAUGCACGUGGGAAAACGUCGGACGAUUAGGACCCGACCAAACCAAAUGAGCGGUUGAGGACACCGAGGAGGCAGCGGAAACACACUCACAAUUUCAUGCGUGUCUAAACGACACACCUCACAUGCAACCUCGUGUCCUCUUGCCGGACCUUCUUGCUCUGGCGACGCCGUUUUCUUAGUGUCGCUGGAUGCAGCAUUAACCCACACUUCAGCUUUUCUCGCAGUGCAUGUGAAGUGCAUGGUACGCUUUCCGUCGACGAAACAAAAAACCAGGACUGCCCGCCCCACGCACCGCUCGUUUGCCCUCAGCCCUAAAUGCCACAAACCCAGAAUAAGCUAAACACUUCUUAGUGUGCCGUACCGUGGAUACCCCGAAAACGACACAGAUUUAAUAAGCUAGUUUGGAAGUGACUGAGAUGGUUCCGUCGCAAAUACAGAAAGGAAACCCUCUCGUGGCAGGGGGGUCUCCACAAUACCCCACUCCUCCUUGCCGGUCACUGGCACUGGGCGAGAACUGCAUUCAACAACCACCGCACGCGACCGUAAGGAGAAGAGGGCAAGAUAUAAACCAUGGAAAGGGGUGGGAAAUGACAACUCUCCCUAUUCAGUACUCCGACGGUGUACCUGCCAAGAUGAAGCGUCGGGGCAUUGAAACAGGGCUCCCACCCUUGGUCAUACCUGACGCGCCCACAUCUGGACCUGAAUACGUUGCGACAUUCUACUGGAGACACAAUGGCCUCUACGGAAGGAACCAACCCACAAAUUUCGAACCCUCUUCAUUCGGACUGCAGUCAAAGUUCUCAGACCAGCUGGCUCGCGCAGGCAUGUUCCGAAGACGGGGUUUCGAUACAUCCCUCGACACCAGCCGAGUUAUUAAUGGCGCCCAGGACUGGAUGCUCAAGAACAUCUGAGUCACCGAGUUCAUGAGUAUGACUGUCAGUACAUCCACCUUCCACUCCAUAUCUCAGAAGGUAUACGUUCUGUCCACGAAUCGCCAUUUGGAGCCUAUUCUGUUGCUUUUCUCUCUUUUGAGCCCCUCUCCUCUGCCCUGUUAUGCGAGU